CAAUAAUAUACGCACUAUUACCAAAUAAAAAAGGUGAAACUUAUCGCAAAUUAUUUACAAUGUUGAUCGAUCUAAAUCCUAGAUUAUUACCAGAUUCAAUUUCUAUUGAUUUUGAAAUUGCUGCAAUUAGUGCAAUUAAAGAAGCGUUUCCUCAAGUAAACGUACAUGGAUGUUAUUAUCAUUUAACCAAAAAUUUUCGGAAAAAAAUGGGAGACAUAGGAAUGAUAUCAAAUUAUGACAAUGAUGCUAAUUUUUCUGUGAUGGUAAAAAUGAUAAUUUCAUUAGCAUUUGUACCAAUUGAACAUAUGGACGUGGCAACAGAUUUGCUUGCUGUUGAUUUAUCUGACGACAUUUUUCCGUUACUUGAAUGGUUCGAAGAAUACUUUAUAGGAAGAAAAAAUCGAAGAAAAGUAGGUCGUCGAUCACCACAAUUUCCUCCAGAAAUAUUGAAUUUAUAUCAAAGGGUGUUAACAAACCAAAACCGCACAAAUAAUCACGCUGAAGCUGCUAAUAGGCGUUUAAAUAUUCAAAUGGGGGUUACUAAUCCAACAAUAUGGUCAUUUAUAAAUUGCCUUAAAAAAAUCCAAACAGGAAGAGACGUUUUUUAUGAACAAUUAGUUACUGGUGGAAGUCCACCAAAAAAAAAAAAAAAUACAUUGACAAUGAUAAAAGAAUUUUAA
Molecule: messenger RNA, 680 nt
Organism: Aphis gossypii (cotton aphid)
Lineage: Eukaryota; Metazoa; Arthropoda; Insecta; Hemiptera; Aphididae
Exons: 1
Coding region: 60-680 (206 amino acids)
Source: RefSeq, a predicted model, not a curated record